This is a messenger RNA of Wasmannia auropunctata (little fire ant), 252 nucleotides long. Its product is annotated as broad-complex core protein isoforms 1/2/3/4/5-like. The record is from RefSeq and is a predicted model, not a curated record. Lineage: Eukaryota; Metazoa; Arthropoda; Insecta; Hymenoptera; Formicidae. Bases 1 to 252 code for a protein of 83 amino acids. The transcript has a single exon.
AUGACGGGGCUGACCUUGAACUCUCUGAACACCCAGUCAGCGAAGAAGUUGUUCACCUGCCAGCUGUGCGGCAAGGUACUAUGCAGCAAAGCAUCCCUGAAACGCCACGUUGCCGACAAACACGCCGAACGACAGGAGGAGUACAGAUGCGUCAUCUGCGAGCGGGUCUACUGCUCGCGUAAUUCCCUGAUGACCCAUAUAUAUACCUAUCAUAAGAGCAGGCCCGGCGACAUUGACAUUAAGUUCUUUUGA